UCGGUAAUUGUUCCUCAACGCUCGGCUUAGCUCGGAAUCUUUUAAACUUCUGAAUAAGCUACUGUAUAUAUACAAAAAAAAAAAUCACGUCUUUGAACAGCUGACUGGAUUUUAAAAUUAACACUUCAGUGUUGUGGUUUCUAGAGAGCGGAGUACAGUCUUUUUAUAAUACACUGACGACAGUUCUGUUUUUUGUGAGUUUUGUAUUUUUGAUGACAGUGGAAUAUCACCUUUAACAGGACUAAAGAUAAUGCAGCUGCCUCGAAGUCUCGCCCAACUCUCGUUGGUAUUUCUGUCAUGUCUUUCUUUGACGAGAGGUCUGAGUGAGGGAGAUGCUAAUGUCUGCGAUAAGACCGUAUCAUAUACACAAGUGUAUACGAUAGCAGUACAGGUUCCCUAUCAGAAAUGCACGCAGACCUGGUGUUCUAGCAUUUGGAAUUUAUUCAGAUGUACCCAGUGCUACACGCUAUAUAAGACCGGAUAUAAACAAGAAACCAGAACCCUAUACCGGAAACAGUACCACUGUUGUGAGGGAUUCGUCCUGUCUAACGGACAAUGCAUAUCGCAUUGUACUUCCGGUUGUGUAAAUGGAAAUUGUACAGGACCGGAUACGUGUGUGUGUCAUGAGGGAUGGCGCGGGAAAGACUGCAGCUCAAACUGUCCCCCCGACACCUGGGGACCUAGCUGUCAGAGCCAGUGUGAUUGUAGUGGACACGGCCAGUGUGACCCAGACUCGGGACAUUGCAUGUGUGCAGCAGGUUACACGGGGGAACGAUGCCAGACACGGUGCCCGGAAGGUUCCUAUGGUCCUAAUUGUCAGCUGAUGUGUAAAUGUCAAAACGGAGCCACCUGUAGCGCCACCAACGGAGCUUGUUUCUGUCCCCCUGGGUACCACGGGGGUCUCUGUGAAUCUCACUGCCCACAAGGUUCCAUGGAUGCCCAUUGUAAUUCUACAUGUCAAUGUCAGAAUGGCGCCGGAUGUAACACAGAUACCGGAAGUUGUUUAUGUAAGCCCGGAUGGAAGGGAGAUAUCUGUUCGGAGCCUUGUGAGGAGGGAUACUACGGUUCUAACUGUGACCAGAUCUGUAGUUGCUAUAACAAUGCCACCUGUGACUCCAAAACCGGAAGUUGUAUCUGCGGACCCGGAUAUAUUGGAGAAGAUUGUACAGAAGAGUGCCCCAUUGGUUCGUAUGGUAUGUUCUGCUCAAAACAAUGUCGGUGUCAAAAUGGCGGGACUUGUGAUCACGUGACCGGACAUUGUCGCUGCGUUCCUGGAUUUGUCGGCCCCACUUGUGAAAUCCGAGCUUGUGAUGAUUGGAAGUUUGGAAGCGACUGUAGCAAACCUUGUAACUGUAACACAACACAGUCUGACAGCUGUCAUCCGGGUACUGGAGAAUGUAUCUGCAGCCCAGGAUAUAACGGAAUUGAUUGCAGUGAAACAUGUCCGGCGCCAUUCUACGGAGACAAAUGUGAAAAGCAGUGUGAUUGUCAAAAUGGCGCCCUCUGUCAUCACGUGACCGGGGAAUGUCAGUGCGCUACAGGAUAUAUAGGAGAAAAAUGCAAUAAGACAUGCCCAAGUGGUUGGUUUGGCAAAGACUGUACACAACCUUGUCCAUGUAAAAAUGGAGGAAAAUGUCACUUCCAGAGCGGCAGGUGCAACUGUUCCCCAGGCUUCACAGGGCCACUGUGUAAUGAGCUUUGUGAUUCUGGUUUCCAUGGUUACAAUUGUACUGAGCGGUGUGAUUGCCGGAAUGACGCCUACUGUAACCCUAGAAACGGUCGAUGUUUAUGUCGUCCUGGGUAUGUCGGCGACACCUGUGACACGGAAUGUCAGAUGUGGACCUUUGGUAAGGGCUGUGGACAGAGAUGUGAUUGUGACCCUAAUAAUAGUAACGGAUGUGGGACGGAGAACGGUGAAUGUUUCUGUCAGCCAGGCUGGUACGGUGUGAAUUGUAAGAGUAAAUGUGAAAACGGAAAAUGGGGAGAGAACUGUGAUAAAACAUGCACGUGCUACAACAAAGGGUCAUGUGACCAAGAAAACGGAAGUUGUAUAUGCCGUCCGGGUUUCCAAGGACCCAAAUGUUCGAAAGCGUGUAACGAUGGUUUCUAUGGAAACAGUUGUCGUUUUCAGUGUCAAUGCAGGCCAAACCAGACUUGUGAUCACGUGACAGGUCAAUGUAUUUCUACGACCUGCCCUGCCGGAUAUACUGGUCAGAUCUGUCAAUAUGUGUGUCCUUCCGGUAGAUACGGUAUCCGGUGUAACGAGACCUGCCCUGAUUGUCAGAACCAUGGCGUCUGUCAUUCGACAGAUGGUUCCUGUAUUUGUCAAAUGGGAUUCUAUGGAGCAACCUGUAGCAAACCCUGCCCAGAUGGUUUCUAUGGAACUGCAUGUAAAUCUAAAUGUUCUUGUGAGAAUGGCGCAAACUGCAGUAAAGUUGACGGAAAUUGUGACUGUACUUCCGGUUUCAUUGGUGUCAGCUGUUCUCAAAGUUGUCCUGAGGGAUAUUUUGGAAAACACUGCAGUAACUUAUGUGUCUGUAAGGGACUAGAAUUUUGUCAUCCGGCCUAUGGAUGUAUAAGUCAACCAAAUAUUGCCAAAAUAACGAACAGUGAGGAAAAAGGUUCCGCCAGCGGACUGAUUGCCGGAAUCACGGUGACCGUGAUCAUUCUGACACUUAUAAUUGUUAUUAUGGUUAUCUACUACAAGAGACGCAUGGGUCGUCUUAAGUCCCAGAAUCGAGCUGUAAUGCAAUACAUUCAGUCAACAGAGGGCGCUGAUGCAGCCGGUAACUUACCUGUUUCUGGAAUCAACAACCCUGUGUAUGUAUCUGACAAUCAAAACGUAUCCAACAUAGAGCGGGAAAUCCAACGUCAGCAGCGUCAGAGCAGUAACCAAGGAAACGCUUCCUGUAGUCCAAAAGAGGCUGCAUGUGGUGAAACUAAUGACCUCACAAUGGCUAAAAACGUAGAUUUUUCUUCACAUAAUGGAUGCGGUCCUACUAAUGACUUUGACGACGAUGAUGAAGUAGAUAGGUACACCACACUGCAGGACUUUCAAGCCAAGUUAGAUGAUAUAAAUAGAACUGAAAAUUUAGCAUGUGCAAAAAUGGACACCAAACAUGGAAAUAUGUACAACAACAUAAAAGUUAACAUGGAGGGUGCAACGGCAAAACGUAAUAUUCCGGAUUACGAUAAUAUCUCCGUAGAGUUAGACGCAACGCAAAGUAGUCCAGACAACGAAAGUGCCAGAAAAAAUAUGUAUGAUAAUUCUAAACCAGACCUAGUUAAAGAAAAUAGCUUCAUUUAUGACACGCCGAGAAAAACCUAUGAUAAUGUAAAUUCAGAAAGUGACAUCACAAAAGAAAAUGACGUCAUAUAUGACACACCGAGAAAAGUGCUACCUGGAAUGCUGAACACUCAAGAUGCUGUCCAAUCAGAACUGGAUGAUAUCGCUGAAACUAAUUAUGCUAUAGCGGACACACAGGAUAUCAGAAAUGGUCUCUCUGAACAUGACGUUACAGUGUUAUUAGAGGAAAUAGCUGAUCUCUCAUGAUCUACUCACAGGUAUCAUUGAAAUCGUUAUAUUUACCCUUCUUUUUUUUGAUUUAUAAGUGUACAUUAAGCACAUUAAAAAAAUAAACUGCUUUCUCAUGGAGAAACAGUUUUGUUUUCAACAUUUUAUCGACACAUUUUUGACCCUUUUUAUCGACAAUAAGUCAAUGGGAUUGGACACGUGUACCAAAAUCUGAGGUCGUCCUAUCCCCCAAACAGUUUGAAUAUUAAUAUGAUUGCAAUAUUGCCGGACAUGCUUAUGGAGAUGCCUGGAUUUCAACAGAGAUUUCAUUUUUAUCCGUAAAAGAUAUAUUUUAUUUCAUUGUAUUUUAUUCAUAUUAUUAUGCAUUUUUACUGACAUAAACUCAAGAUGUUGUUGUCAAUGCCAAUGUUUAAAAUAAUUUAUUUAUAUUAUAUAUAUUUGAAUAUUUUAUAUUUCUAGCAAAGUUUAAUUCUAGGAGUAUAAACUAUUUUAAUAAAUAUAUUUUGUUGAAAUUUAGAGAGGGAUAUGUAUAAAGAUAUAAAAUGUGAGAAACUUUUGUUGCCUGUACCAUUAAAUUUGGCUCUUUUUAUAUGUCCACUUCAAAAAUAACCGUGGAUGUUGAAUGUUCAUAUUCUUACCAGAGGUAGUAUUUCUACUAUAUAUCAUUAAUUUGCUCGCAAUCAUAUCACUAAUGAAUUACAUUGUAAUAUCUUAUCAUUAAUUUACUUAGGACAUUCCCAGUUUACAUGUACAUUUUUAUUUGGUAGUCUAAUUCUAAACGCUGUCGAUGAUCAUGUGUUUUGUUCCCCUUAGAUGAAGUUUUAUAUGUAUACAUAUAUAUCCUCAUUUGUCUCAUCACAUCAUGCAUAAUACUGUUGUUUUGUUGAUGUAUUUUAAUUAUUGUUCUUGACACAUGCUCAAUUACAAAUUUGUGCAUGAAAACAUCACUUACAUUCACAUUAAGGUCAUGUUUACAUUAAUUAAUAAAUUAAUUUUAAGACUUUCAUGUUAACAAAAUUAUU
This is a messenger RNA of Saccostrea echinata, 4557 nucleotides long. Its product is annotated as multiple epidermal growth factor-like domains protein 11. The transcript is spliced from 24 exons. NCBI's taxonomy places the organism in Eukaryota, Metazoa, Mollusca, Bivalvia, Ostreida, Ostreidae. Gene Ontology annotation, molecular function: protein binding; scavenger receptor activity. Bases 251 to 3553 code for a protein of 1100 amino acids. The record is from RefSeq and is a predicted model, not a curated record.